Messenger RNA from Trichobilharzia regenti, 2762 nucleotides. Lineage: Eukaryota; Metazoa; Platyhelminthes; Trematoda; Strigeidida; Schistosomatidae. The record is from the annotation of a GenBank genome assembly.
AUCAGAAGGAAACCGUGUAGGCAGAACUAGUGUCCACUGACAUGAUCAGCAACUCUAGGGUUCCAGCCUUAUUUUGAAAGUCAAUUGUAUUCGCCAAUCUUUGAUUUAACUACGAACACACACAGGUAGGUUUGCGGUAAAAUAAUUGAAUGAUUACGCUGAAUCAUUUUUGUUUAUAUAUGGUGAAUGCAAUCCUGACGACCUUAACCAUCCGAGUGACGUUUUUGAAAAUUUCGGCUAUGAGGUGGUUGCUUGUUUUUACCCUCUUGUUCUCAGUCAUUAGUGCUAAUCCUGGGUAUAAACAGUGGUCUGAUCUCCAGCCAUCAGUGUCAUUAAGUCACCUGCUUGAACAACAAAGUUUGAAAGAUGGUGUGUUUAGCUCAGAAAAUCUUGAGAUGUUCACCAAUAUUGGUGCUGCUUGGAAAAUAUUUAAGGCACGGUUCAAUCGGGUUUACAAAAACAUCCAAGAAGAAGCGAAACGAUUUUUGAUCUUUGGGGCAAACUUCAUCGAAAUGAUGGAGCACAAUCGGGCUCACCGGGAAGGUAAAGUAUCAUAUGAAAUGGGUGUUAACGAGUUUAGUGAUAAGACUGAACAUGAGCUUAGAAAACUAAGGGGCUACAAACCUCUAAAGGGACCGUCAAAACCAGAAGGCUCUACAUAUAUUCGUUCUGAGCACACUAUGCUGCCAAAUAAAGUUGAUUGGAGGAAAAAAGGAGCUGUAACGCCUAUCAAAAACCAGGGCAAUUGUGGUUCCUGCUGGGCAUUCUCCUCAACUGGUGCCAUUGAAGGUCAACACUACCGCAAGACUAAGAAAUUAGUUAGUUUGUCUGAACAGCAAUUGGUUGACUGUAGUGGUCAUUAUGGGAAUAAUGGUUGUAACGGUGGUCUUAUGAAUUUUGCGUUUACUUAUGUUAAAGAUAAUGAAGGCAUUGAUUCAGAAGUUAGCUAUCCGUACACAUCAGGUGCAACUGGGGAAGAGAACGCUAGAUGUUUAUUCAACGCAUCGAAUAUUGCAGCUCAAGUCACAGGAUUCAUAAAUAUAAGUCCAGGUAAUGAAUCUGCAUUGAUGGAUGCUGUCGCUACCAAAGGACCCGUAUCAGUCGCCAUUAAUGCUGGUCUCCCUAGUUUCCCAAGAUAUAAGUCAGUUGUGUACAGGUUAAUUUACACUUGAAUUUUACUUAGUAAGAGGUGGUGAAGACAAUAACUAUCUGUCUUCAUUCAAAGCAAGUUCGUGCCUGUCAUUAACAAAGCUUUAUUAUCAGAAUAAUACUGGCGGUUAUCUACUAAGAACCGGAAAUAUUGAACUGCCGUGGAGCCUACUUGUCGCGGUAUUAAUAGAUCAAAAAAGAGCAUAUUAUGCUCGAGUAAUAUGUUUUAAGCAGUUUGAAAUUAACUGAAUUCGCUCGAGGUAGUUUAAAUAGGGAUGACUGUUUGAUGUUUAGGUCAUCAGCGGCUUGCCCAGGAACAUAAGUCAGUUCAGGGUGAUUUGUAAACUAAUUUGAUCGUGUAACUAAUCUUUUUUCAUGUUUCCUUGCUGACGGACAUUAUUUGCCUCACAAAUCGUUUAACUGAUAUGUAAUAACUGACGAGAUCACUUACGUUGCCUUGACAGUUAUUACAGAAACUGUUUGUCUACCUUAUAGCUUAAUUUAUUUAGGAUUUGGUAUAAACCUGCUAGUAAAAGAGAAACAAGCUUUAGGCUUAAUUUUCAUUUUUCAUAACGUCCAAUAUAUAUAUAUAUAUAUAUAUAUAUAUAUAUAAGAUUAAGUAUUCUGGAUUGUUCAUAUAUGUAAAAAAUGACUGAUCUGUGUAAGUUCGGACAAGAAGAGGAUUUCAGCCAACAUUAUCAUGGCAAUCAGAAACGGGCUCUUUGGAAACAGAAUACAUAGAGCGCAAAACUGAAGAUCUUAUCCCCAUAAUCUGAUGUACUGUUACAUAAUAUCCACCGACUACCUAGGUGAUUUUCGAUUUACGCAUUAAAUGUCUGUAUACGAAUCCCUAGCUAUAGUGUGGUAUACAGUUUGUAUCAAAGUGAAAUAGGUUUCUAAUUUUGUAAAUGUAAUUGGUGGUAAAUAAAUUAAGAACGAUGUUUAGUAGCUUGUCCAUAAAAACUGAGAAACAUUUAACUUCAAAUCCGAUAUGUAUGCAGAACACCAAAAUCAGAUGCUACAUUCUGCUAAAUUUAGAGGAUUAAAAGACACCAAGUGAACUACGUACUGUAUGUCCAAUCUGUCUGUUCAUUUUUCUGUUGAAAUGACUUGUGAACAAUAUAGGUGAAUGGUGCGAAGCUGUUGCUCCAAUUUAUCAUGGAUAUUCACCUGUUAAAAGCCUAAUAAAAAUUGUCAAAGAUUAAUAUUCAUCGGUCAUUAGUUUCUCGUCUCAUGCCAUACAACCUUAUUUUUUGAAAGCAUUGUUCUAAGUGAGUAUGCCGUAAUUUUUUUAUGGUCAUUGAUACCUGUUUCUUUUCACUGUAUGGACCUAUUGUUCAUGUUUAAUAUUUAAUUAGUAAACAAGUAUUAAUUAAUAUAUGUAUAAAACUUGGGCACUGUGGUAGUAAGUAACUCCAUAUUAGUUUGUUUAUUAGAUAUAUCACACAGUGACAAUAAUACUGUUUCACUGUGUUAUAUAUCUAAUAAACAAACUAAUAUGGAAACAAGUAUUAACUCUAUGAAAACUGCGGUUACACUUUUUCCUGUGGAAAAAUCCUGAGUUGGUGGUUAUUCCUCAUUUUCUUAACCCAGGCAUUUACUCAGACCCUGAG